Molecule: messenger RNA, 504 nt
Organism: Oncorhynchus mykiss (rainbow trout)
Lineage: Eukaryota; Metazoa; Chordata; Actinopteri; Salmoniformes; Salmonidae
Gene: smim20
Product: small integral membrane protein 20
Biological process (GO): mitochondrial respiratory chain complex IV assembly
Cellular component (GO): mitochondrial inner membrane
Source: RefSeq, a predicted model, not a curated record
AAAACCAACCAUUUUAAACAGCGCAGAACUUCGUGAUUGUGAACAAAGUUUAACUGGUAAACUUUACCCCGGAAAACAUUCAGGGAAACACACAUACUGGGCAUUUGGAGGUGAAUGCGCAACAAAUAUGUCAAGGAACAGAAGGAUCACGUUAAUAUUUGGAGGAUUUAUAACAGCAGUUGCUGCUGCAUUUUACCCUAUAUUUUUCCACCCACUCACGCACACAGCUGACUACAAUCAAGUCCAGAGGGCAAACCGAGCAGGGAUCAAUCAAGCAGACGUGCAACCAGUGGGUGUCAAAGUAUGGUCUGAUCCCUACAAGCCAAAGUGAUGCCCGAGACAACUGUCCCUGGUAUGGAAAAAGAAGACGCUAUGCUGAUGAAGACUGUCCACUGAAGAUGAUUCUGAAUCCCAAUUGGAGUGUGUUUGUGUGAGUGAAUGCUUAGGUGUGGUGGAUGGAUGCUUACCACUUUAUCCUAUGAAUAAAGUUUAAAGACCUCUGUG